Messenger RNA from Balaenoptera ricei (Rice's whale), 500 nucleotides. RefSeq names its product testis expressed 29 (gene TEX29). The coding region runs from base 1 to 444 and encodes 147 amino acids. NCBI's taxonomy places the organism in Eukaryota, Metazoa, Chordata, Mammalia, Artiodactyla, Balaenopteridae. The transcript has 5 exons. The record is from RefSeq and is a predicted model, not a curated record.
AUGAGAUACGCUCCAGAAUUCAAGAAGUCCCCCUCGCACCUCCUGAAGACAUUCGCCGUGUGCGACAUCCCUCUGUACAACAUAUGUGACUACAACGUCACCAGAGAUCGGUGCCAGGAACUCGGGUGCUGCUUUUAUAAAGGCAUCUGCUAUGAGAAGGCCAUUCCCACUUAUGUGCAAGUGUUUUCCGCCUUGAUCGUGAUCAUCGCCGGGGCCUUUAUCAUCACCAUUAUUUACAGAGUUGUCCAAGAGAGUAGGAGAGAAAAGGAAGUCCCUACAGAGGUACCUUUGUCCUCCAAGUCCAGCGCUGAAGUGGAAAUGGUGCCCUCGGGCGAGCGGCCGGCGGGGUCGAAGGCCCCGAGCACAGAGCCGUCGCACAGGAGCCCGGAGAGCGGUAGGGAGGACGCACUGGCCAUACCAGAAGACGAAGAAACUGAGGACUGAGGUGUGUGCUGGGGACCAAGUGAAGAUGGGAGGGAAUCUCUGAAAGAAAUGGGGCA